This is a messenger RNA of Rotaria socialis, 2451 nucleotides long. Lineage: Eukaryota; Metazoa; Rotifera; Eurotatoria; Philodinida; Philodinidae. The record is from the annotation of a GenBank genome assembly.
AUGUUUCCACUACCAUUACAAACUGACAAACCAACUGAAACACUUGAAUGUGAUAAAAAAACACCAGAUGCACAUGUCCAUAGAGAUAAUCGAUUGAUUCGACUUACUGGUAUUCAUCCAUUUAAUUGUGAGCCUCCACUUAGCUUACUAUAUGAUAGUGGAUUUCUCACUCCUAUUGAAUUAUGGUUUGUACGAAAUCAUGGUGCUGUUCCUGAACUACAAGAUUCAGAAGUAUUGAAUUGGACAUUUACUAUUGAAGGGAUGGUAGAAACACCAUUAACCAUGACUCUACUUGAACUAUUGUCGUAUUCUCAAACAACACUUCCUGCUACAUUGGUUUGUGCUGGUAAUCGACGAAAAGAAGAAAAUAUAGUUCGAAAAAGCAAUGGUUUCAAUUGGGGAAGUGCAGGGCAUAGUACGGCUUUAUUCACUGGAGUUCUAAUGAGUGAAAUUCUAAAAGUUGCUAAACCAAAACAUGGAGCACGAUAUAUGUGUAUGGAAGGUGCUGAUAAACUUCCUAAUGGUUACUAUGGAACAAGUAUUCGAUUAUCUACUGCAAUGAAUCCUGCUAUGGGAGUUAUGCUUGCACAUAAGAUGAAUGGCGAACCGUUAACACCUGAUCAUGGACGUCCAUUACGUGUUGUUAUUCCGGGACAAAUUGGUGGACGAAGUGUUAAAUGGUUGAAACGAAUCAUAAUUACAGAAAAACCAAAUGAUAAUUGGUAUCACCUGUUUGAUAAUCGUGUAUUACCAAAUAUGAUUACACCGGAAAUCGCUGCAGAACAGAAACAUUGGUUUCAUGAUGAACGAUAUGCUAUAUACAAUAUAAAUGUACAAAGUGCUAUAUGUUAUCCAGCUCAUGAAGAAAUCAUAAAAGUUGAAGAAAAUAAAUCUUAUGCUCUACGAGGCUAUGCAUUAAAUGGUGGUGGUAUUCGCGUUGGAAGAGUUGAAAUAUCGUUAGAUCAGGGUCAAACAUGGAAAUUAGUUGAUAUUAAUUAUCCAGAAGAUCAAUAUAGAAAUGCUACGAAUUUUCCGAAUCUAUAUGGUGGAAUAUUAGACAUGGCAAAUCGUGAACAUUGUUUUUGUUGGUGCUUUUGGAAAAUUGAAAUUCCAAUUAUGGAAUUAUUUUCAGCAAAAGAUAUUGUUGUUCGAGCUAUGGAUGAGCAUAUGAAUAUUCAACCACGAGAUAUGUAUUGGAAUGUUCUAGGUAUGCUUAAUAAUUGUUGGCAUAGAUUGACUAUUACUAAAGAAUCAGAUGGACAGUAUUUAAAAUUUGAUCAUCCUACUGUACCAGCCUUAACAAAAGGUGGUUGGAUGGAAAAAGUAAAAGAACAAGGUGGUGAAUUAACUGAUGGUGUUUGGGCUAGUCGAUCUUCAUCAUUGACUGAUUCUCAUUCGAGAUAUUUGUCACUAUCGACUGUUAAGAUGACGAAUGAUGAUGUUAAUCGUAUUAUUACUGAAGAAGAAUUAGCAAAACAUGAUAAAAAUGAUGAUGCUUGGUUUGCUGUCAAUGAAAACGUCUAUGAUGCUACAGAUUAUCUAAAAGAGCAUCCCGGUGGUUUUCAUUCAAUCGUUGCAGCUUGUGGAGGAGAUGCUUCUGAUGAUUUUAUAGCUCUUCAUAGUGAUGUUGCAAAAGCUAUGUUAGUUAAAUAUCAUAUUGGUAUUUACAAAAAAAGUUCAUCGAAACAAUUAAUAAUCGAUGAAUCACAUGGAGAGAUUUUUCUUGAUCAAAAACAUUGGAAGAAGACUGUUUUAAAAAAGAAAAUUAUACUUAAUCAUGAUAGUGUACGACUUACAUUUGCAUUAGAUCAUCCUCAGGAAAAGUUGGGCGCGCCAUUAGGACACUUUCUCUACAUUCGAUGUAUGUCUUCAUCAGGCGAAAAAGUAGUACGAGCAUAUACGCCUCUCUCUGAAUCAGAUCAAUUUGGAGAAUUUGAUUUGGUUAUAAAAUUGUAUAGAAACUGUGGCGAACGACCAGCUGGUAAAAUGUCAUCUUGUAUUGAUUUGUUGAAACCUGGUGAUACAAUUGAAUGCAAGGGUCCAUUCGGAGAUUACGAAUUUCAAGACGAAGGAUUUAUUAGAGCAAAAAAUGUUGCUCAACGAAUUAGCCAAUUGACAAUGGUUGCUGGUGGAAGUGGAAUUACGGCAAUUUAUCCGAUCUUGCGAUUUGCUCAUAGAGAAGGGAUCAAAUGUCGUGUAAUUGAUUGUAACAAUACAGAAGAAGAUAUUCUUCUGCGAGAACAGUUGAACAAUUUUGAUGAAGUACAUCAUUGUCUGAUGCAUCCAAGUGAUGAAUGGAAAGGAUAUUCUGGAUAUAUAUCUCAAGAUUUGAUAGGACAGAUUCAUGAUGGUUACUUAGUAUGUUGUGGACCAACCAGAAUGCUGGAUAGCAUUCGUAAGAUUGCAGAAGAUGGUGGUUGGGACAUGCAGAAACAAGUUAUUUUGUUAUAA